AUCUUUUUGGGUCCCUGUUUAAGUGAUCCAUGUUUCCGAACUCUUCCUUGUAACCUUCGCAAGUAGCCAGAAUGAAGUUGAAGCAUAACAUCAACCCUGUUCUUCUACAGUUUAUAAACUUUAUAAUCUUGGUGUACUCCUUUGUAAUGUACAUUCCGUGGUACCUAUUUUCGGGAUCAAGGGAGGCUAUAGCAAAAGCCAAGCAGGUUAAAGCUAAGCCUGUGAACAACAGGCCUGGGGCUGCGUACAGAUCUGUUAACAGCCUACAUUGCCUAGCUUCAGUUUUACAUCCUGGGUGUGAUACGCUCGACAAAGUUUUUCAGUAUGCUAAAACUAAAUUUAAGGAUAAAAAACUCUUGGGAACACGUGAAAUCCUAAAAGAGGAAGACGAAAUCCAGCCAUCAGGAAAAGUUUUUAAGAAGGUCAUCCUUGGCAAGUACACCUGGCUUUCCUAUGAAGAUGUAUACGUUAAGGCUGUUAACUUUGGAAAUGGCUUAGCAGUAUUGGGUCAGCAACCAAAGACUAACAUUGCUAUCUUCUGUGAGACGAGAGCCGAGUGGAUGAUUGCAGCACAGGCCUGCUUUAUGUGCAACUACCAGC
Molecule: messenger RNA, 600 nt
Organism: Eurypyga helias (sunbittern)
Lineage: Eukaryota; Metazoa; Chordata; Aves; Eurypygiformes; Eurypygidae
Product: long-chain-fatty-acid--CoA ligase 3-like
Exons: 2
Biological process (GO): long-chain fatty-acyl-CoA metabolic process; neuron differentiation; long-chain fatty acid metabolic process
Cellular component (GO): lipid droplet; endoplasmic reticulum; plasma membrane
Molecular function (GO): long-chain fatty acid-CoA ligase activity
Source: RefSeq, a predicted model, not a curated record